AUGGCCGCGGUGAUCCUCGCCAACAUGAAAGGGCACAUCCUUCUCCACAAACUGAUUUUUGUCGAGCUGCUCCUUGCUAUCCCGCACGGCACAUUCAUCUUCAACAAACCUCCUGUCUACGGGUGGUACCUCUCGGUCAGCGCCGUUACUCUCAACAUCUCGUGGAGCCUACAUAAUGUCAUCUCCUGGAUGAAAAACAGGCCCUUUUUCUCGAGAAAGGUAUCCAUAGCAUACAUCGCCACCGUCCUGCUGGUCCAGCCGUAUUGGGUGCUGGAGAUCUAUGCCAACUUUACAUAUUUUAACAACAUCAACAGAAUAUUCGAGGUUACUCGACCGCUGGAACCGCUAUUCCGUGAUCCGUGGUGGAUCUACACGGCCUGCUCGCUGUUCUACGCCAUUAAAUGCAGCUAUAAUUUCGGCAUCGUUGAAUUGGUCAAAGUCAGCCCGCGGCUGGGUAUCAUGUUGGCUUCCAUGUGUCUCUCCAUUGUGUUUAUCAUCGUGGAUACAUUCAGCGUUCUUGGGGUGUUCAAUAGCGCCUCUCUUCCCAUUGGGGUCCAGCCAUUCUGGAAGCUAUCACUCAUUUUCAAAUGCCUCUGCAACACCAUCGUCCUUGAUGACUUCAAGACGGCCCUCGAUAGCAUCCGCUCCUACCAUCAGCAGAUCCAAGCGCGAACCCAUCCGUCGAAUAGCCACAUAUACGGAACGAAUCGCCGCCCGCAGGGCUCGGUUUCAGCGUGCCAGCUCACAUUGGAGGAAGUUGAGGAGGGGGUCUAUGGUAAUGAGGGCCUGCGCGUCACGAGGCAUCUCGCGUAA
Aspergillus nidulans FGSC A4 is the source of this 813-nucleotide messenger RNA. RefSeq lists its product as uncharacterized. The record is from RefSeq and is a predicted model, not a curated record. The transcript has 4 exons. Bases 1 to 813 code for a protein of 270 amino acids. Lineage: Eukaryota; Fungi; Ascomycota; Eurotiomycetes; Eurotiales; Aspergillaceae.